AUGGCUAACACCACUGCAAUCCCGCAGUUGGCUUUGGAAGUGCACGCCAGCCCGGAGCUAUCAUUGACCCUACCCUACGACAUUGAGUUCACCCUACGCCGCGAAGAUGACAAUACAGGCCGGCCCUGCAUUGUCCGAUGGAGCCCCGGCGUAGAAGCAUUCUCGGCCACAGGUCUCGAGCUCUGGCGCCACACAAACCGUGCGAAUGACGGCUCAGACUCUCUCGUACGAGUCGAAGUUGACUACUCCAGUGGCGCAAAGUUGGCUGAAGCCUCCCCGCGCCUCGUCGUCCAGGGCUGGGAAUCCUUUCUGUGGGAGCUUUGGCCCGGAGGACACGUCCGCUUCACAGCCCCAUUGCAUGAGCGCUACCACAAGAAGCUUGUUGAGGGCGAGCGAUAUGAUCUGGUCUGGCCGGGCGGCGAGGUGGCCAUGUGGGAUUGGGGCACGAAGCGUGAGUACGUUGGCCGAGAACUGCGGGUCGACGCCGGUCAACCGCCGCUCCGUGUGCCGGCGGGGUGCCGUGUCUCUUUCACGGCGGCUGCCGAAGCCGUGCCGUGGCCCGGGAGAGCGGCGUGUGAGGCGAGGGACGGUUUCUUGCUAGCCAACGUGGAAGAGCGACAGUGGAGAGCCCAGCAGCUAUGGCAGCAGGAGAACGGGGCAAAGCGUCUAGAGGCAAUCGCCGAACGGGAACGAGUUCCAUCGACGCCUUUCCUCGGUAUCACGCUCGAGUGCCCAUCGACAGUCACUCAUGGACACUCCUUUGACGUCACUCUCAAAGUAACAUACGAGGGACUAGUCUCCGAUACGCAUGAACUGGAGCUCACAGAGCGCUGCAUCGCCUUCCAUACAUAUGAUUUCCAAUUCCCCAGCGGUCUCCGCGAGGGCUUCCGUCUCUGGCGUCAACGACGGCCUGAGGCAUCGGUCAGCUCGCAUGAUGACGACAAAUGGGAUGAAUGCAGCAUCCCAGACGAUGAUGCUUUCCUGAUCGCCGACGACCCUCCCGUCGCCGUGCGGGUAGGCGAUGACGUUGACAACUUUGUCACUCUCCGCAGGGGUGAGAUGUGGACCUUGACGAAGAGCUUCGACUGGAGCUCACUUCCCGACGACACCGUUCCCGGCGAUAUCUUUUCCCUCGUGUUCCAGGGCACCACCGUGGAUUGGUGGGAUUGGUGGAGCCAAGAGCACGAGCAUCGAGACACAGUCGUCAAGUUGCCGUGCUGGAUCGUUGGACCUGUUGUCGACCCGACAGAUAAUGGAGGUCGGCCGCGACUGGUGGUGCCGGGAUCGGCGAGAAGAGCCGAGUUUACAGUAUUCGAAUCAAAUUGA
Trichoderma harzianum CBS 226.95 is the source of this 1326-nucleotide messenger RNA. RefSeq lists its product as hypothetical. The transcript has 3 exons. The coding region runs from base 1 to 1326 and encodes 441 amino acids. NCBI's taxonomy places the organism in Eukaryota, Fungi, Ascomycota, Sordariomycetes, Hypocreales, Hypocreaceae. The record is from RefSeq and is a predicted model, not a curated record.